AUGUGUGGCAUGAAGGCAUCUAUGCCAUACCACACAUGUGAAGGUCAGGGACCACUUGGAGGAGCUGGUUCUGUCCUUCUGCCUUUGCGUGGAUUCCAAAGGCUGAGCUUGGAUGAGUCUUGCACAUCAAGUGCUCUAUCUACUGAGCCAUCUCAUUCAUCUCACUUUAAUCAGCUUAACUGUAGUUACUCAAGCACAUCACAGGUGCUGCUGUCUGUUUGCCCUUUGAUGUCUGUGGCAUGUGUGUCAGCAUCAUUGACUUCAUUUCUGCUGUUUGUAAUCAGCAUGCUUGCCAAUUUGGUGGCUUAUGUCAUUACAAUUGAUGGGAAAUCCCACUCUCUGCAUCUCAGGAAAUACUCAUUCUUAUCCCAGGACUUUUUGGUUUAUACUUAUAACGAAAAUGGAUCUUUGUAUACUGACUCUUCACACAUUACGACACAUUGCCAUUACCAAGGGUAUGUUGAUGAAUUUCCAAAUUCCACUGUGACACUCAACAUCUGCUCUGGCCUCAGGGGAUUCCUACAGUUUGAAAAUAUCACCUAUGGAAUUGAACCACUGGAAUCUUCAGCAAGAUUUGAGCACAUAGUUUAUCAAGUGAAAAAUGGCAAUUCAACGUUAGCAAAAAAUUACAGUCGUAUUUGGCAAACAGACCAGCUCGAUAAAGGUCAUUUCAAUGCACAGGAUAAAAAUGAUUCACAACUAUUACCUCAAAGUCUAAAACUGCACAUGAUAGUGGGAAAAUCUUCGUAUGAUUAUAUGGGAUCAGACAUUAUGGCUGUAACACAGAAAAUUUUCCAGAUUAUUGAGCUUGUCAACACAAUGGUUACUCAGCUGGAAUUGACGGUUGUUUUAGCCUCCUUGGAACUGUGGUCAGAUAAAAAUCAAAUUUCUACUGAUGGAGAUGCUAAUGACAUUUUACAAAGACUUUUGGACUGGAAACGAGACUAUCUUACCCUACAGUCCCAUGAGAUAACACACUUACUCAUUUACAGGAAACAUCCAAAAAAUAUUGGAGCAACAUCACCGGGUGAAAUAUGCAAUAAAAGCUAUGUUGCGGGUAUUGUCAUGUAUCCAGAAGACAUAGGUUUGGAGGGAUUGUCGGUAGUUAUCACUCAACUGAUUGGCCUUCAAAUAGGAUUAUCAUAUGAUGAUGUCAAUAAUUGUUCCUGUCCCAAAGCUCCAUGCAUAAUGCAACAGGGAGCCGUGAGUUCCAGUGGGGUGAAGACUUUUAGCAACUGUAGCAUGCAUGACUACAAGCACUACGCUUCAACAUUUAUUGAGCGAUGUCUCGGUAACCUUUCGAAUGUGCAAGAGUUACAACAGAGUCAGCCCGUGUGUGGUGAUGGAAUUGUGGGAGCUAAUGAGGAGUGUGACUGUGGCAACGACACGGAAUGCCAGUUUAAAGAGUGCUGCAACUCUGAAACGUGCAGGCUGAAAGCCUCUGCCAAGUGUGGCUCUGGGCGCUGCUGCACGCCAAGCUGUGAGCUGUCACCAGCAGGCACUCCCUGUAGGAAGGCUGUUGACCCAGAGUGUGACUUCACAGAAUAUUGCAAUGGAUCCUCUAACCACUGUGUUCCUGACACCUUUGCGCUGAACGGCCAUUUGUGCAGGCUGGGAUCUGCGUACUGUUACAACGGACAGUGCCAAGCUCUCCAUGACCAGUGUGUCAGUUUAUUUGGAAAAGGUUCUCAAGGCGCCUCCUAUGCCUGUUUUGAAAAAGUUAAUUCACCACGAGAAAAGCUGGCAAGCUGUGGUUUUAAAAAUUCAUCCCCAUGUGGACAAAAGGAUGUUCUCUGUGGGAAAUUAGCUUGCUUUCAGCCACACAAGAAUCAAAAAAGCACAGCCCGGUCCGUGGUAUAUUCGUACGUCCAUAACAGCGUGUGCCUGUCCAUGCCUCCUGGCUUAUCUAUGAGGUCAGACGGCAGAGAUUAUGCGUUUGUGGCUGAUGGCACUGUGUGUGGACCCCAGAUGUAUUGCAUAAACAGAACUUGCCAAGAAGUUGAUCUAACAAGAAAUGACUGUAAUGCCACUAAGAAGUGCAAAGGGAAUGGGAUAUGUAAUAACUUUGAAUGCCAAUGCUUUCCUGACUACACUCCAGACUGUAAAUUACAGAUUGGGUCACCAGGCGGCAGCAUCGACGAUGGAACAUUCUCAGAUCAGUUUGUACAGCGCAGAGCAGUACACGGCUAUAACAACACGCAGGCAUCUGGAGCAGGAGGAGUGCCCGAGUCUGAGGCUAGCCUGGGCCUAAAGGGGAAGACCCCAUCUGUGAAGUCUGGACAGGAACUCAAUCAGGGCAAGAACCUGGAGGCAGGAGCUGAUACGGAAGGCCAUGGGGGUUGCUAUUUGCUGGCUUGCUCUCCUGGCUUGCUUCAGUUCCUUUCCAAUAAACCCCAGGACUACCACCUGCCUGGAGUUGCACCCACCGGCUUACAUCAUGCUGCCCAUGAGCCUAUUGUAACAGAUGCCCGCAAGAUGCAGGCUCUUAAAGUCUGGCACACAAAGAGCAGGAGGCCUCCGGUGGUACCGCUGUCUGUCAGUAUCGCUGGAAGUCAGGUGCCCCUUGAAGACCCAUUGGAACUGUUGGCACCACUGCUGCUUGGGUGGGGAUCUGAACUGUGCCCACUCCAGUGUCCACACUACCAACUGAGCUACACCUCCAAUUCCAUCCCUGUGCACCAAACUUUAUCUUUGGAGAAUUUGGGAAAGGGAACAUUCACCAUCAUCUGGCCACCACCAUGCACACCAGUCCUCACACCAACACCCACACCAGUAUCAACACCAAUACCCAUACCAGUCCCCACACCAACACCAACACCCACACCAACACCCACACCACCACACCCACCAGACCCCACACCAACACCCGCACCAGUAUCAACACCAACUUUUUGA
Arvicola amphibius (Eurasian water vole) is the source of this 2895-nucleotide messenger RNA. RefSeq names its product disintegrin and metalloproteinase domain-containing protein 18-like. Lineage: Eukaryota; Metazoa; Chordata; Mammalia; Rodentia; Cricetidae. The record is from RefSeq and is a predicted model, not a curated record. Gene Ontology annotation, cellular component: plasma membrane. Gene Ontology annotation, biological process: cell adhesion; proteolysis; binding of sperm to zona pellucida. Gene Ontology annotation, molecular function: metalloendopeptidase activity.